AUUCAUAUCCGCGUCUGGUUUUCAGUCGGAGAUGUCUCAACAGCCUUCACAGACUCUGCCCUCCGCCCCGGACUCCCCUGCCCUGCUGGUCACCAGUAAUGUGCAGAAAUAUGCCAUCAAGAAGAAGAAAGUCCUCAGUGCUGAAGAGAUGGAGCUGUUUGAGCUGACUCAGGCUGCAGGUAUCACUGUGGACCAAGAGGUCUUCAAGAUCAUAGUGGAUCUGUUGAAGAUGAACGUGGCUCCUCAAGCGGUCUUCCAGACUCUGAAGGCGAUGUGUGCAGGUCAGAGGGUCGCUGAGAGCUGCGGCGGAGCGGAGCCUUCAGCGGCCUCCCACACGACCGGUAUCACCGCAGCACCAACGGAGGCCAGAGAAGAGGACUCUUUGGUCUCUGGAAAGAGCCCUAAGCUCUCUGCAGCUCCUCCCGCAGCGUCUGGCCCCAGAGCCACAAGGGUCAACACUAAGAUUGUGGUCUACGGCCCCCAAGACGCUAGCCCUGCUCACGCUCAAGUGCGCAGUAAAGCCGGAGCGAGUCACAGCGAGAAGAGCAGGGAGGCCUCCAGCCAGCGAGUGCAGCGGCAGCCCAGCGCCACAAGAGGGCAGAAGACCAAGAGCUCCGGUAGCAGUAGUUCCUCCUCUCAGAUAAACUCCACAUAAGUGUCCUGUCACUAAGACACCACUUGUAAAUAGUUUUCUUUACGUCUAAAUUAUCUGGAUGUUUUAUUGUGUUGCUUUUUUUUAAAGGGGUUGUUUUACUUAAAAUACAGAAACACAGAAAAACGUCUUUCUCCACUACUGGAAGUUAGAUUUGAAGUGUGUUGGUUAAUGACAUAUUGUUACUGAUCUUCACAGCAAUAAAAAAAAAAAAAAACAUUUUAAAAAUGUAAUCUUCCCAGAAACAGUGAAUCAAUUUCUACCUAAAGAUUUUUUUUAAAUCCGUAAACCAGCACCCUUAAUAAUAAUAAUCAACAAGUCCAAAUGACAAGGUGACGCCUGUAACUAUGACGACGAGGAUAAAACCAAACUUAGAGGAUAAAAAACAAAAGCUGCAUGCAUUGUUGGAUAAAGUCCACAUAUGUAAAGCAUCAAAAUAUAAACAUUUCUGUCUGUAGAUUAAGUAAAACAAUCCUUUUAAAUUCAAAUACAAACUUCCUAUUCUCACUUUGAGUUACUUUCAGUUUUCCUUCAUGUAACAAACAGAAAAUGUAGCUUUUUUAACUGAAAUGUGAAUACGUCUGUGUUUAAUGUGCAUUUUUUUUAUAUAAAAAACAAUCUAAUAAAUCCAACAACUAUCACACGA
This is a messenger RNA of Labrus mixtus (cuckoo wrasse), 1298 nucleotides long. It is a transcript of the gene mzt2b, whose product is annotated as mitotic spindle organizing protein 2B. The record is from RefSeq and is a predicted model, not a curated record. The transcript is spliced from 4 exons. Gene Ontology annotation, cellular component: centrosome; spindle. NCBI's taxonomy places the organism in Eukaryota, Metazoa, Chordata, Actinopteri, Labriformes, Labridae. The coding region runs from base 32 to 655 and encodes 207 amino acids.